Molecule: messenger RNA, 2714 nt
Organism: Anthonomus grandis grandis
Lineage: Eukaryota; Metazoa; Arthropoda; Insecta; Coleoptera; Curculionidae
Product: transcription factor E2F2-like
Exons: 8
Coding region: 556-1962 (468 amino acids)
Biological process (GO): regulation of transcription by RNA polymerase II
Cellular component (GO): RNA polymerase II transcription regulator complex
Molecular function (GO): protein dimerization activity; RNA polymerase II cis-regulatory region sequence-specific DNA binding; DNA-binding transcription factor activity, RNA polymerase II-specific
Source: RefSeq, a predicted model, not a curated record
GUUCCACAUUUGUACAAGACGCAGUACAUUCAUAAAAUCAAAGUGAACCGACGCGCAUCAUCUGGAAUCGGAACGUAUCGCGCGUGUGCCAUACGUUCGCGCCAUCCCCGACGUUAGCAGAUGUUCUUGUGUUUUCGACGAGACGUCAAUCCCAGCGAGCCGAACCUCAAACUUCCGACUUCGCGGCCGUUUUUUACCGUCCGGGGGGGCCGUAGCCCCACGAAACCUUCACCAGAUGCUCCCUCGUUGUCUCUAGAUUUUGUCCGAUGCAAAAAUUUCGUGAUCCGACCGAAUCGAAUCGCCUUUUUCGCCCGAUUUGUCAAGACGUGUCGCGCCUGUCCUGAUCGUACCUUCUCGGGCACCAUUUUGUUUGAACCGGACGAACAUGUCGAAAAAAUCAGAUUAGUGACUGGAAAAGUUCGUUUCCGGAUAUUGCGAACCCGAGGAAUCAUCAGGAACCAUCGGUUUUCCGGAAAAAGCGCUCUUUAGAACCAGACAAGGCUCUGACUACUAUUUAUACCAAUGAAUCAGUCAUAGUAAAACAACCGCACAAACAUGCCAAAACCACCUGGGAUCAUGUAUCAGGGUGAGAGCCCUUCAAAAAGGAGAAUGGCGAAUAGCACCACACCAGAUAUGACCAUUGUCAAGGAUGAGUACAUUAAACAAGAGUUUACGCCAAGCCCUCAUAUGCUGGACCAUGCAUAUGUGACUCCUCAAAGCCAGAUUAUUACACAAACACCUGCUUCAGCUCCCUCUGUUAAGCGAAAAUUAAACCUCGAAACCUCGAAUUUCAAUGUGGUGCCGCUCAGUCACAAACACGAGUUUAAAACGCCACAACCGAAACGUCAGAAAAAGGCGGCGAUGCUCCGAAAACCGCGGUACGACACCUCCUUGAGCUUGUUGACCAAGAAGUUUUCAGAAUUGCUUCAAAACAGCCCCAACGGAGUGGUGGAUCUAAAUAAGGCCUCGCUGGACCUACAGGUGCAGAAGAGGCGCAUCUAUGACAUCACCAAUGUGUUGGAGGGUAUCGGAUUGUUGGAGAAGAAAUCAAAAAACAACAUCCAAUGGAAAGGUGGAGCAGAUAACGGUAAAUUUUUUAAUCUCAAGAGAAAGUUAAAACUUCUGGAGGAUCGAGAAAAUCUACUAGACAAGCAAUUGGAAAUGGCCGAGAAAGAGUUAAGAAAAUUGGGAAAUGACAAAUUUGGGUAUGUGUCGUAUAAUGACCUGAGAUCCCUAUUAAAAAUGAGGCAUAAGACUGUGAUGGCGAUCAAAGCGCCGCCCAACACUCAGCUGAGCGUUCCUACCGGUGAUGAGAGCAACCUCGCUGAAAGAUUUAAAAUUAGGAUGAAGAGCACAGAUGGGCCUAUUGAGGUAUUCCUGUGCCCCGAACCGCCAUCGCCAACAAAACAACCGAUCGAAACAACCCGUCCGGCCGAACCUCCCAUGGACCCCCUAUUAAAAGGCUUUAGUCCGGGCAACGGGCUGUUCGAACUCGUAGCUUCGCCCCCCGUGCCCCAACUGGACAGUCCCGCGAUGCCGCACUUAAACGCGGUGGGGCGCAGGCCCAUCUCGUCGCAACUAUGUCGCUCUCUCUCUUUCGUAAAGGACGAGUUCGAGACGGCAAGUGUCCCGGCUCGGGAGGAAACGUCCACGGCGACUUUUGGUGGUUCGUUGCCACCCUGCACCGUACAAUUGGAUCCGAGAUUAGAAUCUCCGCGAGAGGUGGCGGGUCUCGGGGGAGUUAGGACACCCUUUAAGGUUGCUUACUUCAAUGAUAGUCCGCUGGGAGGGCUCAGGGGCCUUGGUGGACAGAAUUGUGCUGGCAGUUCUAAUGUUAUGGACCCAUUCUUCUGCAGCGAACCGUUCGUCUCACUAGAACCACUCAUGCAGCCCGAGUACAACUUUAGUCUUGACACGGCCGAGGGAUUAGCCGACCUCUUUGACUUCUCCGAUAUCUUGUGAAUCCUUUAAAUACACGAUUAUAAAUCGUUUAAGAAUACAAAAAAAACGAACUGAUGACGGCGAGACGCUUAAUAAAAUAAAGCGGGGUAAAACGUAGAAAAAAAAAAACUGAUGAUAAUUGGUACAUAUUUGUUUCGCGGAUAUUUUUCCAAAAUUCGAUAUUUUAUGGACUCUAUUUUUUCAUUAUUUUAUGUUAUUUUUUUUGGGACGUUUUAGGAUAUAUUAAGUAUAAAAAAAAUCAUGACCAAAGUGCCUGUUUUUUUAUUGUUUUGGUCGUAUCUAAUUUAUUAUUAUGUUAUUUCGAGAAAGUUUGUGCGUAUAAAUGGGUUAUUUAUCAGGGUAUUUUCCGGUCGGUGCCAUUAACGUAGUUGCACGCUCUGUACAUAUUUUUAAUUGUUUUUUUCCCUUUGGCCCCGUUUUUACUACUAUUAUUGUUGUAUUAUAUACUUAUAUAUUUUUGUUUUUAAUGUUUUUAUUAUUAUAAUUAUUAUUAUUUAGAUUCAUCAAUUGUUGUUUUGCAAUAUAUUUAAGAUCUCGUUUUAAAUAGCGAAAUUUAGGAAUUAAAAAAAAAAACAGUACAACUUUUCUUCUCGUUAUUAUUUGUAAAUAAUAUUAUAAAGUAUGUUUUUUUUUUGUAAGCGAGUAUAAUACAAAGUCCAACUGAUAGAGGCCUUAAAAAAACUUUUUGUAGACAUCACUGAGAUCCGUGUACAUACGUGACAUGUCAAUAAAAAAUAUGUGUCAUAAAAACA